Messenger RNA from Phyllotreta striolata, 1809 nucleotides. The record is from the annotation of a GenBank genome assembly. Lineage: Eukaryota; Metazoa; Arthropoda; Insecta; Coleoptera; Chrysomelidae.
AUGUAUGAAAUGGAAACCAAAAGAGAUAUGGAAAAAUCCUCCAACAGCAAAAACGAAUUACCAGAAAGAGCGAAGUGGAAAAACAAAACUGAAUUUUUAUUGUCAUGCUUGGGUUAUUCCAUUGGAAUUGGAAGUGUAUGGAGAUUCCCUUAUGUGUGCUAUAGUAACGGCGGAGGGGCGUUCCUAAUACCAUACUUAUUAAUGCUAUUUUUUUGUGGUAUACCGUUGUUUUUUAUCGAAACAUCAUUAGGCCAGUUCGCAAGUGUUGGAUGUAUAUCUUUUUUCAAGAUAUGCCCAUUAUUCAAAGGUGCUGGAUAUGCAAUUUUGGUAGUUAAUUUCAUCGUCUGCUCCUAUUUCAACAUGUUAAUGGCGUAUCCAGUUAUAUUUUUAGCGUAUUGUUUUAAGGAACAACUACCAUGGUCUAAUUGCGAUAAUCCAUGGAAUACGAACGAUUGUGCACAGUUCAGAAAAAAUACCACUUUCAUAGGAGGAGUUAACAAUACAAAUUCGUUUUUCGUCGGAAAGAAAACACCAGCCGAUGAAUUCUUUCAUCGAAGAAUUUUAGAAAUUUCCCCCAACCCCGACGAUAUUGGACAAAUAGUAUGGCCUUUGUUAUUUUCCGACGUAUUUUGCUGGAUUGUAACGUACCUUUGCAUCAUUAAAGGGGUGAAAUCGGUAGGAAAAGUGGUUUAUUUCACGGCCCCGUUUCCUUUUGUUAUUCUCAUUAUUUUGUUCAUACGAGGUGUAACCCUGCCGGGAGCUUGGGACGGUAUUAAAUUUUAUAUAGUCCCCGAAUGGAGUCGAUUAACUAGUGUUAAGGUUUGGUCUGACGCUGCAAUUCAAAUAUUUUACACGCUAGGUCCGGGUUGGGGUGGAUUAGUCAAUCUCGCCAGUUACAAUGAUUUUCGCAAUAAUGGAAGAUUAGACGCUUUUGUUAUUCCUGUGGUUAAUUGUGGCAGCAGUAUUUUCGCGGGUUUUGUGGUUUUUUCAGUUUUGGGAUUUCUGGCACACGAAACUGGAUUGCCUGUAUCAGCUGUAGUGGCUGGUGGUCCUGCAUUAUCCUUCAUAACGUACCCAGAAGCUAUUAGUUUGUUGCCAUUACCACACCUUUGGGCUAUUUUGUUCUUUCUCAUGUUAUUCUUCCUGGCCAUCGAUAGCUUGUUUGUUCAAAUUGAAGCAAUCGUAACAGGAUUAUCUGAUGAAUUUGAAAUAUUUAGGAAGAAGCAGCAUUUCCUCACCGCCUUUAUUGUGGUUGUUUUGAUAUUCGGAUCUACAUUAUACACUACAAAUGCUGGAAUAUAUUGGCUGCAAAUAUUCGAUUGGUAUGCAGCCGCAAUCACUGUAAUUCUUGUAUGCUUUUUAGAGGUGUUUAUAGUCUCAUGGAUAUAUGGAAUAGCGAAAUACAAACGGGAUAUAGAAUUUAUGCUGCAGGAAAAAAUAGAAACGUUUUGGAUUGUAGCUUGGAAAUAUGUUGCACCAGUUUUUUUGUUGUUCAUAUUUAUCAUGACGAUUGCGUUCAAUACUAGGGUAAAAUAUAACAAUAACAAUAAUUAUCCGGAUUGGAUGAUAACUAUUGGUUGGUGCUCUUGCGGUGCAUCUUUAAUGUGUAUACCAAUCUACAUAGUGGCCAAAUUAUUAUUUUUUGAAGAAGGAACCUUGAUGGAGAGAUUAAAAUCAAGUUUGAAAUCUGUUAAUUGGGAACCAGCUAAUCCUAUUAAUAAAGCAGAUUGGAAAGCAUUCAUAAGUGGACAAACGGAAGGAUUAAGAAGCCAACAAUUAUUGGAGUUGAAUGUCAAAGAAACAAUAUAA